AUGGACCAGACAGCUGCCAAUAUCGAUCUCGAGAACGCAAUUGGAAUCUCGGGAGAGCCACCCUGCUCACCGAAUUCACAGUCGACAUGGCAAAUGCAAAGCCAAAGACGACAAUCUGGGAUUACGAGGCUCUUGAAUGCUAUUACUCCGAGACAUUUCCAGGGUUCCUCCUCUGAGCCCUUUCGAACCAUCAUCCGGAAGUUGGAGCGCUGUGAAGAUGGAUAUCCAUACUUGGCAACAUUCAUGGACAGUGAUGAAAAUUUCAUGAUCUACCGUAGAUUUGGAUUUGUCCACGCCCGACUUCUGCUUCAAAAACAAGACGAGCUUCGCAUCAUGGAAGAAGAAUUGGACCGAAUGGACAAACGAGACUUAACCACCAAUCCAAAAACAUUGCAAUGUAGGAUGGAAGAUGUCGAACGACAGGACCAGCUUCCAGAAACGAGACAAGCUCUGCUUGCACGCCUGGAAGCCACUGUUUUGAGUUAUGAUCAGCUGCUACUUAAUGCACAACAGCUCGCAGCUGCAAAUCGCCCCCCAGCGCGCGACUAUAAUAGCGUGGCAAACUUUGUACGUCACAAGAAGCCACUCAUGGAAGGGGAUGAUGACUUCAUCUAUAACAAAGAAGACCUGAUCACGCUCCGGCCUGGACGAGAGAGUGCUUGGCUCGACGCAGCUGUGGAGAAGAUCCUGAAGCUGUUUCCCCGCACUGCGGUGAAGUAUGUGUUCUGCUCGAAGGAAACCGCAGCCAAAACCACAGAUGAAGAUCUGUUUCUUCCUACAAAAAGACGUGUGGACCGGCUAGUGAGCUGCAUCAUCAUGGCCAUGGUCCUCGCACUAUUGGUUUUGCCCGUCUACGCGUUGUACCAUGUGGGUUCGUCGUUUAGUCAAUCGAAUGCGAAUACGUCGAAUGCCAUCUGUAUGGGGAUAUUGUUAGUUGCUACCUUGCUGUUUUCUGCGGCACUUGCGCUGUUCACUAAGGCGAAGAGACACGAGCUGCUUGGUGCGGCUGCUGGGUGA
Hyaloscypha bicolor E is the source of this 1017-nucleotide messenger RNA. RefSeq lists its product as uncharacterized. The record is from RefSeq and is a predicted model, not a curated record. The transcript is spliced from 4 exons. Bases 1 to 1017 code for a protein of 338 amino acids. NCBI's taxonomy places the organism in Eukaryota, Fungi, Ascomycota, Leotiomycetes, Helotiales, Hyaloscyphaceae.